Messenger RNA from Arachis ipaensis, 1823 nucleotides. NCBI's taxonomy places the organism in Eukaryota, Viridiplantae, Streptophyta, Magnoliopsida, Fabales, Fabaceae. The record is from RefSeq and is a predicted model, not a curated record.
UUUGGUUAAUUAAGUUGCAAUUGAGUUACCAGACAUACACCCCAAUCCAGAAAACCAAACCAAAAAACAUUGAAACUCAACAAACAAUUUUUUUUUUUUAUUUAUAUAAAAGGCAGAGGAAGAAGCUGCCAUUAUUCCACAACAAGCCAAAGACAUUAACAUAAAAAAAAUUCUGUAUCUAUCUCUUGCUGCUGAGAACAACUUUGUUGCAAAUUAUUAAUUAUAUCAAUUUAUCUACAUUCUUCAGAUAUACAAGCAAAUAUGGGAGAGAUAUCAUCAAGCUUUCAAUUAGGUGUGAUUGGUGCACUUUUUCUUUCAGUGGCUUCCUCAGUCUCCAUUGUCAUUUGCAACAAAGCUUUGAUGAGCAGCCUUGGCUUUCCAUUUGCUACAACUCUUACAAGUUGGCAUAUGAUUGUUACAUUUGGCACACUUUAUGCUGCUAAAAGACUUAAAUUCUUUGAGGCCAAACCCAUUGACAUGAAGACAGUCAUACUUUUUGGCAUUCUAAAUGGUGUCUCCGUUGGAUUCCUCAACUUGAGCCUUGGCUUCAAUUCCAUUGGAUUCUACCAGAUGACAAAACUUGCAAUUAUACCAUUCACAGUAUUGCUGGAAACCGUUUUUCUCAAAAAGGAGUUCAGCCUAAAAAUAAAAUUCUCUCUCUCCCUUUUACUUUUGGGAGUUGGCAUUGCUUCAAUCACAGACCUUCAGCUCAAUUUUCUUGGAACAAUAAUUUCAGUUCUAGCUAUCAUAACAACAUGUGUUAGCCAAAUUCUUACCAGCACCAUACAGAAGAAGCUUAAUGUGUCUUCCACUCAGCUUCUCUACCAAUCUGCUCCAUUUCAAGCAGCAAUUCUAUUUCUAACAGGCCCUCUUGUGGAUCAAAUGCUUGUCAACAAAAAUGUCUUUGCCUUCAAUUACACUCCUAUGCUCUUGGUAUUCAUAGUAUUAUCUUGUAUAAUAGCUGUAUCAGUAAACUUCAGCACAUUUCUAGUGAUUGGAAAAACAUCACCAGUAACCUAUCAAGUUCUAGGGCAUCUCAAGACUUGCCUUGUUCUUGGAGUUGGCUACUUAAUAUUAAAGGACCCUUUCACUUUUAGAAACAUCAUUGGCAUUCUUGUUGCCAUUUUUGGUAUGGCCUUGUACUCUUAUUUCUGCAUUCAAGACAAUACAAACAAACAAUCAAUCAAUGGAUCCUCCAUUGCCAUCUCAGGUAAAAGGCAAAGACGAUCAGCACUUUUAUUAAACGAACAAAAAGAGAAUAAUGAGCCCCUGAAAUCAAUAAGCAAAGACUCUGUUGUAUAAAAAUUAAGAAGAAACAUGCUCUUUUAGGUUGUGUUUGGAACGAAGACUGAGAUUAAGAUUGAAAAUUUAAGGUUGAGAGACAGAGACUAAAAGAUAAAGAUUAAAGCUUAUCUUAGUAUUAUAUUUAGUUUAAGAUAAAUAUGGAGAUUAAAAAAUAAAUUUAAAAAUUGAAAAGUUAAAUUAGAAUAUUUUAAAAAAAAAUAUUAUUAAAACUUUAAUCUUUAUCUCUAAAAAUUUUAGUCUCCUAUAUUCCUACUUUUUAGAGGUACUAAAGGAACUAAAAUUUUGUGUCUCGAAACUAAAAUUUUAAUUACAAUAUAUCUAAUUACAAAACCCAAUAUUAAAUUUCAGUCCUCAAUCUAUUAGUGCCUGAAAACAAACCUUGCUUUGUAACUUUAGUGUAGCUCACUGAAUUACUCUUAUUAAUAAUGUAUAUGUUAUAUAUAACACACCCAAAGUAGUAUUAAACUAUGAAUGAAAUUGUUAUCUUAUUUUAAUGGAAAGUUUAAAGUUUAGAGUUA